AUGGCUGACGAAGAUCGCCGUCCAAAACGCUCUCGCUUCGACCAAACCACUCCGGAGCCUCGGCGACAGUCGCGGUUCGACCGUCGUUCUCGGUCCCCUUCGUCGCGACAAUCCGAAACCACUCGAACUCGCAGCCCUCUCAGUCGCGAGCCUCGGAGCCCUGGUGCUGGCAGCAAAGCGGACCCGGUUGCUGCAGCUGCUGCCGCUGCCGCCAAAAUCAACGCCCAGCUGCAGGCUAAAAAAGGAAUACAACAUGUCGAAGUGCCUCCAAUUCGCGCCACAUCCAGCCCAUCCCAAUCAGCUACUCCCACUGGCGGGGAUGCGAAACUCAACGCCGAAAUAUACGUUGCCGACGGGGAUUAUAUUAAGGACAUUGAGAUCAAUGACCUGCGCAAUCGCUACACACUGACCAAAGGAUCUACGCAGAAGAUGAUCAAAGAUGAAACUGGCGCCGAUGUUACUACGCGAGGAAACUAUUAUCCGGACAAAAGCAUGGCCACAGCAGCGAACCCCCCGUUAUACCUCCACGUGACGAGUACCUCGAAAGAAGGACUCGAAAAAGCGGUCGCGCUGAUUGAAGAUCUUAUGAAGAAAGAGCUGCCCAAUCUAGUGGAUGAACGACGAUUUCGCCGCCGUGAACCAGAGCAAGUUGAGCGGGAUGAAUUUGGUCGCCGCAAAUGGCCUGAAGAGAAAAUACCCGUCGGCCUGGAGCCAAUUCCUGGAUUUAACCUUCGUGCGCAAGUCGUCGGGCAAGGUGGUAUGUACGUAAAACAUAUCCAGCAGCAGACGAGAUGCAAGGUUCAAAUUAAAGGCCGGGGAUCUGGUUUCUUGGAACCCAGCACCGGCAGGGAGAGCGAUGACGCUAUGUAUUUGCACGUUGCUGGCCCCGAUCCCAACGAGGUCCAGCGCGCAAAGGCGCUAUGCGAAGACCUGCUAAAUAACGUCCGGGAACGCUACCAAGAAUUCAAGGAUAACCCCCCCCAGCAUGGUGGUUAUGGUGGUGGCUACGGAAAUCGUGGGAACCGCCACGAUAACUACGGAGGAGGUUACGGCGCUGGAUAUGGAAGCCAGCACCAGCAUUCGCCCGCCCCUGCGACAGCCAGCCCAUCAGGACAAGGAACCCCUGGAGCCGCAAGCGCAGCCGACUACAGCGCGCAGUAUGCCCAGUACUACGGAUCUGACCCCUACGCUGCGUACGGCGGUUAUCAGAACUACGUCGCCUACUACCAAUAUUAUCAGCAAGCCGCACAGCAGCAGCAACAGCAACAGUCGCUGAGCCCUGCUCCUCCGCCUCCCCCGACAUCUGAGGCUCCUGUGCCUCCUCCCCCGGGGUCAGGAUCCCCCCCGCCUCCACCUCCCGGUGGCAGUUACAGUGCCGUACCACCACCCCCAGGGCUUUAAUCAUUAUUCAAUGAUGCCCCCUUGGAUAUCGAAGUUGUUAGCAAUGGUCUAUUGCCGUCUAAUCUACCCCUUAUAUCCUAUGGUGACGUUUAAGCUUGAUUGUCGUCCUGUAUCUAUACCGUUACUCGCACCUAACUGGUUUGUGACUUGGAAAAAAGGAAGGAGUAGCGGGGAGUAUUAUAACUUCCAAAGAUGGUUUUGUCGUCAAAUGAAAGUCGUCGUCAAAUG
Messenger RNA from Aspergillus nidulans FGSC A4, 1629 nucleotides. RefSeq names its product KH domain-containing protein. The transcript is spliced from 9 exons. Gene Ontology annotation, molecular function: RNA binding; nucleic acid binding. Bases 1 to 1401 code for a protein of 466 amino acids. The record is from RefSeq and is a predicted model, not a curated record. NCBI's taxonomy places the organism in Eukaryota, Fungi, Ascomycota, Eurotiomycetes, Eurotiales, Aspergillaceae. Gene Ontology annotation, biological process: nuclear RNA surveillance. Gene Ontology annotation, cellular component: nucleus.